UUUUCAACUGGCUUACUUUGUGAGGAUUUUCUGUUAGUCUGUAGGAGUAUUCCAAUAGAAGUUAUUCAGAUUUCAUAUGACUAUGUGUUCUCAGAAUUAUCAAGGGAACUGAUUGUGAUGUAGACUUGUUGCAAUAUAAUUUCUUUAUAAGGAGUUAGGCAACUGAUAAUUGGCUAAAUAAUCCUGUUCUGAGAUCACAGUGUGCUUUACUGGGAAAAUAAUUUUCUCUUUAGAAAGUUACAGUGAUUUUAGUAGCUAAACCACUGGUUCAUAGGAGUUUUUGUCCUAAACCCACAGUGUGGAGAGGGUGCUAUACUCUAAAUAACUAGCAAAUUACUUUUGUUUUAGUUUCAGUAGAAAGUAAAACAAAAAGUUAUAUGGUUCAAGUAAAUGUUAUCAAUGUUCAAUAAAAAUGAUUAAAGAUUAAAACCUGCCCAAUCCUGGGUAAGGAAAAAGUAAAAAUAAGGGUACAGUUUUGUCCUUUGGUCACCCUAUAGAUGCAUAAUGCAUUUUCUAUGGAACUCAAAAGUCAGGGCAGCAUGAUUUGAAAAACCACCAGUAAAUUAUAUACAUCAGUAGAGUAAGUGUCCAAAAACAUAACAUCCUAGUCGUUCUAUUAGCAAUUUGUGGUAAUGAACUUCUGUGGGCCUAAAUUUCCUCAUCUGUGAAACGAGUAGAUUUAACUAGGUCUUUUCCAGCUCAAAUAUUCAAGACAACUAUUAGCAACUGUAGGUAAAUCUCAAAACUUUGCAACUGUGUAGUCCACAGCAACAUUAUAUGCUUACUGAAGAGUAAAAUUUUAUGCCUACCUCAAAAUUCUGUCAUUUUUAACCUUAAAAAUGUUACAAAAAUCUUGUGUUGAGUGCUUGCCUAACACAAGGCCAUGUCCUUAAUCCAGCACUGGAUCAAAAAAGUUGAGAUUGCAACAUAAAUUACCCUGUUUAAAGCAAUGUUAAUAUUCCUUUCUUUCUCAAAUAGUGGUAUUUCAUUGAGUCAACCUGGCAAACAUUGAGUACUCAUUACCUGACAGGCACUUGAGUAUGGAGGAAUGAAAGGAUCACAAAAGAAAGUUAGCAACAUUCCCUUUCCAAUACAAAGGCAAUCAGUUCUUAACAAAUAGGGUCUUUCCAAUAGAACCUUACACUGCAAAGAUGUUGCUUUCUUUCUAAACAAUAGGGACAAUAGGGUGGGUGCUACACAGGAACAUUUGAUAAGCAAGUAAAAUGUGAGGGGGCACAGCAAGAGAGCUGUGUAUCUAAAAAUUGGGAUAUUUUUCUAAGCACAAUAGCUUUGUUGCAACUGAUUUCUGAUGAACUUUAGUACAGUAUUUAAUUUCAUAGAGUACAAAAGGUUUUGCUUUUCUAAAUACCAAAGUAUCUCUUAAGCAAAAAUUACAAUGCCUGAAUGUUUACUGUUUACUGGGGAUGGUUUUAGGGUCAAGAGAAGGGUUACCAUGAUGCCUUUGAGGACUUGGUAAGGAAUGGUGGGAGGCCCAUCCCCUCUGGACUUAACAAAUCCUUUGACAGUUGAUGCCUGGCAAGUCUUGGGGCUCCCUCCCUUUGUUACUGGUAGAUCUCCCAGCUCAACUCCGCAUUGUACCCCUACUCACUCUACUACUCCAAGAUGGAGCCUACAUACACUACUCCCUCUAGAGAUGGGCAACCUUCAUGUACCCCACCCAACUGUUGAUGAGGCCUGUUGUGCUCAUGGGCCACAACCACACUAACCUACCAACCCACCAACCCACAUCACCUUCCAAGGAACUGGCCAGUCACCACUAGGCCCCACCCUUCUCCAGAGCGUACCCAAUGGGUGGAGCCGAAGCUGCGGGUGGGCGGGGACUGAGGCAGGCACAUUUAAAGAACGGCCGCGGCGAGAGGAAGCGAGAGAGGAGAAGAAAGAGAGGCUGGGGGAGGGGAGGUGCGAGGCGCCGUCCAAUGACAAAGCCCCGGGGUGGGCGCCAGCCGCCAUUUUGAGCCGGGCGGCAGGAAAUCCACUGCGUCCUCCGCCCUCGGAGAGAGGGGAGGGGCGGGGGCGGCGGCGGCUGCGAGAAAAGUAGCGAGGGAGCGAGAGACGCGCCGGGCGAGAGGCGCCCGCAGCGGCUGUCGCCGCGGAGCUCGACGCGGACGCGAGACCGAAGACGGCAGCAGCGGCCCCGCGAGUGCGGCGGGCGGCUCCGAGCGGCCUCCGAUGCGGCGCAACGUGAAGAGGCGGCGGCGCCCGCCCCGGGCCGCCUGGGGCGGCGGCGGUGGCGGCGGCGGCGGCGGCGGCGGCAGCCCCGAGGCGGGCGGCGGCGCGGGGCCCGAGGCGCGGGAGGAGAAGGUGGUGUACUCGCGCUCGCAACUGUCUCUGGCCGACAGCACCAAGGCUCUGGGCGACGCCUUCAAGCUGUUCAUGCCUAGCAGCACGGAGUUCAUGAGCUCCGAGGCGGAGCUCUGGAGCUUCCUGUGCAGCCUCAAGCACCAGUUCUCCCCGCACAUCCUGCGCAGCAAGGACGUCUAUGGCUACUCCUCCUGCCGGGCCCUGGUUCCCGACCCCACAGAGCCCCCCGCCGCCCGCAGCCGCCCGCGCCGGCCCGGCCCGCGCGCCGCGGCCAGGAGGAGGCGCCGUGGAGUCCGCGCGGCCCCCGCGGCCCGGAAGAGGCCCAGACCGCCGCCUGCUCCCGGGGAGUCGGGCCCCGCCCGGCCCGUGGAGCCUGGACCCUGCAGCUUCGGGGGUCGCAGCCUGGAGGAGAUCUGGAGGGCGGCCACUCCGACGCUGGUCUCCUUCCCCACCAUCCGCGUCGGCGAAGACGUAUGGGAAGAGCGCAGCCUGGCGGCGGCGCGGCGCCGAGCGCGCCUAGUCCUGCGCGUGGACCUGGAACCCGUGGUGAGGCUGCGCCGCUUCCCGGUGUCGCGGGCGUAAGGGGACGCGGGUGACCCGCGCCGCCCCGGCCCCGCAGAGACGGACAAACGUCAGUCGAGUGUUUACAGAACGGGCCCGCACCAGGUCCUCCGAGCACUUUACAAGACCUAGCCCCCGAGGGCUCGUCCCGCUCUGCGCCCCGGGACGUGGGGGGUCCGGGACCGGUGUGCGUCCUCGGCCGCCUCCGGCACCGCGUCUGCGGGAGGAGGAGCCGGCCGGACCCGCGGGGGAGGGCCCUUGGCUUCCUGACCCCAGAUUGAGACGUCUCCAGGACUACAGGGGCGGGCAGACCCGGUUUCCCCCUUUUGGACUCUACCUCACUGGUCUGGAAGUCCUCCGAAGAAAGUCAUUCUUUUUUUUUUUUUUCUUUUCUUGUUCUUCCAAAGGCAUUUGUCGUCGUGUGCUAGUGUUAAAAAAAAAAAAAGCCACAAUUUGACUUACUCGUUCUCCUCCCCUGACUGCCGCCACCCUUCUCUCUGGAUGGAAGAUCCGAUAUGUUUUGUGCUGGUGGAUUAGUUUGUGCUCAGGGUAUUCUGAAUUUCACUCGUUUUGCUAAAUUUAUUAUUAUUCUCCUGGAUUCCAAAGCCUUGAUCAAGGAUAUUUUCUAAGAGUUUCAAGUGUGUGACUGAUGGGAGUGCAAGGAUUUCUAUGAAUCCAGUGACUUUUUCAAAAGAGACGCAGAAGUAUAACUUUAAACGUUUAUAUAAGGGUUUUCUCAUGUAUGUUGCUAUUUACUGAGCUUCUAAACAAAAUGGUAGAAUACCGUUCUUGAGUUUUGUUUAGGAAAAAUUGACUUGUCAGAUUCUUUAAUUGAAUAAAAUUUAAUGUGUUUGGAACCACAUCGCUUGUGCUCAAAAGUGAAUUGUGAACAUCUGGCGUUGGUGACAGGAAUGAGUGGAAUCCAUUUGGAGUUACUUUGGCCUCGUGUCUCGGUCUAACAUAAAAAUCCUGGAAUGUUCAAGGGAAGAUAUUGUAAAAUGGAAGUUGCAUUAGAGAGAUCACUGUCAACAUAGAAUAAAGAGAUAAGCGGAAUACCCAUUAGUGAAUUCUCAGAAUGGAUAAUAAUCUACAGGGAGGGGUGGGGGCAUUUCUUGAUAUCAAAUAACUGGUUGAAGUUACUGUGGACAACAUAGGUAUUUUUUUUUUUUUUUGCUUUUGGAUACCAAGAAAUGCCCGGACUACUAUUCAUUGCCUUUAUGAACUUCAUGACAAUUCAUUGCUUUCGUCCUGUGAAUUUUUUUUAAGUCAUCUUUCCAUUUAUAAUUAUGCUUGCAGUCUUUGACAACUAAAGGCCACAGGAAUCAAAUAGGGAGCUACACAUAGCACUGACCCUUCUUUUAUAGUAGUGUGUAUACCAUACAGCCCAGUGUGGAAUUCUUGAUUAAUUCAAGUGCCUUUGGUCGUUGGUGGCAGCAAGACUUAAUGGUUUUUAGCCAGUGGUGCCACAGACACCUUUUACCGCAAUACCUAAAGGGUCAAGUGUUUUUGUGCUACUAGUAUUUCAAAUUUAAGUAUUCUGCCAUGGAAUGAUCCAUACUGGGCUGGAACUUGACAUAUUAAAUCCUCAGUGCUAAAGUUUUUGUGAGCUUGGCAGCUUCUUGGGAGAAUGAGUUCCUCUUUGACCCUUAUGACCCUGGAAUUCAAAUGGCAAAGCUUUCUGAAAUGAUUAUUUUAAAUUUAAUAGUCCAUAGUGUUGUGACUUAAUUUCAGUGUUGUUUUGUAAAAACAAUUAUAUAUAUAUAUAUACAUAUAUGACUUUAUGCCAGUUUCCCAAUAAGCCUAAUCUUUAUACUCAAUACAUUGUUACAAAUGCUGUCACAUGAAUAAAUAAAAAGUAAAUAACUAGAAGGAGAGAGUUAAAUUAUAGUUGUGUGAUGGGAAGCUAAGACAUACUCUAUCAGUCUUUAGCCUCCUUGCCAAAUGUAUUUCAGAUACAUAGGAUUUUAUUUCCCCAAAAUAUAUUGUUUUAUAGUUAACCCAGCACCUGAAUUUGUACCACUACACUGUUGUACAGUUUUAUAAUAGUUGAAAACAAAUCCAAUGGCCAUAUUAAAAUGUAAUUUCAAUGUGUAGCUUAUCUUGUUUCCCAGAGGAUUUUGAAAUUAGACUUAGCUGAGAGAAUAACUUUUCUCUGCACACAACUAAAACAACCCAGUGACACCUUGCAUUUAUUUUAACAGACUCUUGACAGUAUUUUUCUUAUGCCUUGUUACUUUGGUGCACUUGAACUCAUGUAAAUGAUUCCUUGGUUUCUUUGCGCUGAUGUCAGUUUGGAUCUGAUUGCCUGUCUGAAUUUAAUAUGGCUCUUCUGGGCUACUAAAAUGUUAUGCCAUUUCUAGUUUGUGGAGUAAGAUGUAAAAAAACAAAAUAAGAAACUUUAUUUUUGUCAAGUUUUCUUCAGCAAAACGUGACAACUCCUAAAAUGUGAAGAAAAACACCUAAUACAGAUGGCUAAUGAACUAAUAGAGUGAAAGUUUUGUAUGGGUACCUUUGGACAGAAUGUGAAAAGAAACUUGGCAUAGUGGCCUUUAUUGUGAGGCAUCCAUUAUUGUCCUAUAAAGUGAAUCUGUAGCUUAGUUUGUGUAUAGUUUUUCAAGAAAUCUCAUCACUUCUCUCAUUUUCUCUUAUAUCUUAUAUGGCACAAGUAGAGAGGGACAUCUAGGAGAAAAAUCUAUUAUCAGCCUAUGCUUUCACUUAAUGUUUGACUUUGAAUGCCUAAAUGUGGUGACUGGCACCUGACAUAAUCUUUUGAGAUCCUUGAUGUCAUUUUUACCUUCCUCUCUGUCAACCAGCAGUUUUUACUUUGUUAAUAACAUGAUAGCAAGCUUCAUUGUUGAUAGUGUGAGGUGUUGCUGUUGUGGGGUGUGUUAUUUUGUCUUAAGUUUGAAUACACUAUUGGACAAGUAUAACAAGCUGGUGGCUAAUACCGACUGAUUUGCUAUGUGCAAAUGAUAGUGCUAUUUUUCAGAAAUCUCCAGUAAAAAUUUAAAUUUUUUUAAUACAAAUUUGAACAAUUUUGAACACAAUUUUUUUCUUUAAGGGUUGCCACAGCAUUCUUUAAAUAGGUGAUUUUUAGUGAACAUAUAUAUAUAUGCCUAACAUUUACUUUAUUGGUAUGUUAAAAUAUUUUUUAAUAAACUGUUAUGUCUUAAGUGCAUUAGAAAGCAAUUGUUUGUAGUGGAACUCUGAAGUGUUUCUCUGGAUGAUUUAAUGUGCAUAUGAUUGUGCUUUGCUUUUUAACUUAUUAACUGUAAAUAAAUUUUAGAGAAUA
Perognathus longimembris pacificus (Pacific pocket mouse) is the source of this 6175-nucleotide messenger RNA. RefSeq names its product coiled-coil domain containing 71 like (gene Ccdc71l). Lineage: Eukaryota; Metazoa; Chordata; Mammalia; Rodentia; Heteromyidae. The record is from RefSeq and is a predicted model, not a curated record. Bases 2191 to 2904 code for a protein of 237 amino acids. The transcript has a single exon.